Messenger RNA from Oncorhynchus masou masou (cherry salmon), 3920 nucleotides. Its product is annotated as receptor-interacting serine/threonine-protein kinase 4-like. Gene Ontology annotation, molecular function: protein kinase activity; ATP binding; protein binding. The record is from RefSeq and is a predicted model, not a curated record. NCBI's taxonomy places the organism in Eukaryota, Metazoa, Chordata, Actinopteri, Salmoniformes, Salmonidae. The transcript has 8 exons. Bases 142 to 3387 code for a protein of 1081 amino acids. Gene Ontology annotation, cellular component: cytoplasm. Gene Ontology annotation, biological process: protein phosphorylation.
CUGAGUCAGGCAAGAGGGUGGAAAAAAACAAGGAAGGAAGCUCUCAGUAGGCAUGUGUGUGUAUGUUUAGUUCUUCUGAAUGUGUGUUAGAGGAAAAAAUAAGGAUUUGGGGAUUUCAACACUAUUAAAGCCUUUCUAAAGAUGGAUAUGGAUGUUCCGGACCCUUCCCAUGGGAAUAUGGGGCUGCUGAGAACCUUUGACUCCUCUGAGUUUGGGAGCUGGGAGAAGAUCGGCUCGGGCGGCUUUGGACAAGUAUACAAAGUCCGGCAUGUACAGUGGAAAACAUGGCUGGCUAUCAAGUGCCCUCCCUGCCUUCAUGUAGAUGACAAGGAACGAGCAGAGCUGCUGGAAGAGGCUAAGAAGAUGGAGGCGGCUAAGUUUCGCUACAUCCUGCCAGUGUAUGGGAUUUGUGGGGACCCCCAGGGCCUGGUGAUGGAGUACAUGGAGACAGGCUCCCUGGAGACCCUGCUGGCUGCUGAGCCUCUGCCCUGGGAGCUGCGCUUCAGGAUCAUCCACGAGACGGCGGUGGGCAUGAACUUCCUGCACUGCAUGAGCCCACCCCUCCUGCACCUGGACCUAAAACCUGCCAACAUCCUACUGGACGCACACUACCACGUCAAGAUAUCAGAUUUUGGUCUGGCACGAUGGAACGGCCUCUCCAGGGUUGAUGAAAUCAGCCGUGACGGGUUCUGUGGCACCAUUGCCUACCUGCCGCCGGAGAGCAUCAUCGAGAAGGACAGGGUGUCAGAAACCAAGCAUGACGUCUACAGCUUUUCCAUAGUCAUCUGGGGAAUUCUCACACAAAAGAAACCUUACCAAGGGGAGAACAACAUCCUGCAGAUCAUGGUGAAGGUGGUAAGAGGGGUGCGCCCUGACCUCAAUGUUGUGCCCCGGAGUCGACCCCAGGCCUGCACGGGGUUCCUGUGCCUCAUGCAACGCUGCUGGGCCCCCUCACCUGACACCAGACCCAGCUUCCAGGAAAUCACAUCAGAAACCGAGGAGCUGUGUUCUAAACCCCAAGAGGAGUCCAAGACCCAAACUCCUGAGCUCGAGAAUAACCACUGCCAUGGACUACCCACUGACAAGAAACCAGUCAGGCCCAAAUCAGCCAUGCUGCCAGAGAAAGACUACAGCCUAUCAGAGCUGCUGAGCCAGGUGGACUCUGGGAUAUCUCGGAGCUUUGACCGUGUGACAGAGGACUGCUGUCCCAGCAAAGACAACACCAGCAAGAGACUGUCAGGGAUCUCCUCUGUAGACUCUGCCUUCUCCUCUCAAGACUCCAUCACCCUCUCCUUUGAGAAAGAGAAUAGCUGUGACUCCGGGGAGGUGCAGAGGAGGAAGCUGAGCGACGCCAUCCGUACCAAAGACAUGUCCAAGCUGAUGAAGAUCCUGCAGCCUCAGGACGUGGACCUCUUAUUGGAGGGCGGCUGCAGCCUGCUCCACCACGCCGUCACGCAGGCCAACGAGGAGGCCAUCAAGUUCCUGCUCCUCAACCACGCCAACACCAACCUGGCCAACGCUCGCGGCUCCACCCCACUCCACCUGGCUACCGAGAUGCACCUGAAGGGCCUGGCCGAGCUACUGCUGGGCCGUCGGAGCACCAACGCCAACGCUCGGGACGAGGACCAAUACACGGCCCUGCACUGUGCUGCUCAGAACGGGGACGAGGCCAUCACCCGCCUGCUGCUGGACCGCGGCGCCUCCAUCAAUGAGACUGACGCCCAGGGCCGCACGCCUGCACACAUCGCCUGUCAGCAUGGCCAAGAGAACGUGGUCAGGGUGCUGCUGAGCCGAGGUGCAGACAUCCACGUGAAGGGCAGAGAUGACUGGACGGCUCUUCACCUGGCUGCCUGGCAGGGCCACCUGGGCAUUGCCAAACUGCUGGUGAAGCAGGCUGGAGCGGACGUAGAUGGGCAGACCACUGACGGGCGCACGGCGCUGCACCUGGCCUCCCAAAGGGGGCAGUACAGGGUGGCAAGGAUCCUGAUAGAGCUGGGGGCAGACGUCCACGUGACCUCCAUGGGCUUCCACACCCCCCUGCACGUGGCAGCUGAGACAGGCCACACCAGCACCUCCCGCCUCCUGGUCAAGCACAAUGCAGACAUCCAGGCCCGGACUGGCCAGGGUCUUACCGCCCUCCACCUCGCUGCCCAACGUGGCCACUUGCCCACAGUGAAGAUGCUGAUGGAGGAAGGGGCAGACCCCUACUGCACCAAUCAGACCCUGCGUACCCCCUGCCACCUGGCGGCAGAAGGGGGCCACUGUGAGGUCUUCAAAGAGCUUCUGGUCCACUGCCCUGAGGCUAUUAGUCUGUCAGACGAACAGGGCCUCACCCCUAUGCACCUGGCUGUGAGGGGAGGCUAUACAGAUAUCACCAGCAUGCUUCUGGCCCAGGGGGUGGAACUAUCACCGGACGCACCACAGGACUCCAUCUCCCAACAUACACAAGAGUUACAACAGGACUCCAUACCCCUGCCACAGGAAGUACCACAGGACUCCAUCUCCCAACAUACACAAGAGUUACAACAGGACUCCAUACCCCUGCCACAGGAAGUACCACAGGACUCCAUCUCCCAACAUACACAAGAGUUACAACAGGACUCCAUACCCCUGCCACAGGAAGUACCACAGGACUCCAUCUCCCAACAUACACAAGAGUUACAACAGGACUCCAUACCCCUGCCACAGGAAGUACCACAGGACUCCAUCUCCCAACAUACACAAGAGUUACAACAGGACUCCAUACCCCUGCCACAGGAAGUACCACAGGACUCCAUCUCCCAACAUACACAAGAGUUACAACAGGACUCCAUACCCCUGUCACAGGAAGUACCACAGGACUCCAUCUCCCAACAUACACAAGAGUUACAACAGGACUCCAUACCCCUGCCACAGGAAGUACCACAGGACUCCAUCUCCCAACAUACACAAGAGUUACAACAGGACUCCAUACCCCUGUCACAGGAAGUACCACAGGACUCCAUCUCCCAACAUACACAAGAGUUACAACAGGACUCCAUACCCCUGCCACAGGAAGUACCACAGGACUCCAUCUCCCAACAUACACAAGAGUUACAACAGGACUCCAUACCCCUGCCACAGGAAGUACCACAGGACUCCAUCUCCCAACAUACACAAGAGUUACAACAGGACUCCAUACCCCUGCCACAGGAAGUACCACAGGACUCCUUCCCCCAGGACACCCUGCAUCCAACAGCAGAGGACUGCCCAAAGCUCCUGGCUCGUAGGCCUAGCCAGUUGGCCUUGCGGCUCCAGAGGAAGGUUGUAAUCUUGAAACUGACGGAGCAUGAGGGUAACGAAUGUCCAGAGUCCUCCGCUGAGAGGAGGGAGUCACCCAGUGACUGGAUUGUACAGAACUGUCCUUGAAUUGAAAAUAGUCAGGGAUCUCUUCUAUUCCCUUCCCCAUUGAUGUGAUGGGAGAAGUGUGAAAGCUAAAGAGACCAGCUGUUUUAUUGUGAUUUUUUUUUUGUACAUAGUAUUUUUGAUUGAUUGUGUGUUAAUAUUAUGUCCGUCUUUGAUUGAUCAUUCAUUGCCAGAUGUUAUGAUUAUUUGGUGCUUUGGGCCUCUCAAAACCCCUGUUAUCUUACUUGGUAUCUUGUCAGGGAAGGAAUGCCUUAAUGUAAAUACACUGUAUAUAGAACCAUGAGAUCUUUUGGAUCGUCAUUUACUUUUUUCCUUUCAUGUUAAAUAUAGACUCCAUGUCACGUUUUCCCCCUUAGUAGUGUAACUUUUCUACUUUGCAUAUGCACAUUCGUACAUUCAUUGCCUUCUGUACAGUAAGAGAAUGUUGACAUCUGUGGAAUGCUCAUUUGUAUUUUCAUUUCCCAUCUACUUACUCUAGCUGGUAUGUUCAUCCUGUCCAUAAGUUAUAUUCUCUAAUAAAACAAGUGUCAGUACAA